AUGGCUAGUGUAGUCCACCACUCUAGAGCGGUGGAGGUUGAUGAUCAGCUGUUAUACGGCUUGGAAAAUGAAAAGCAUGCAAUCGCAGAACUAGAGGAACUGAUUCUUGAGAAGGUGGAAGAGUGUGGCCUAUUUGUUGACAGGAUGCAGCCAUUUCUUGCCGCUUCACCCGAUGGUGUCAAAUGUCCUGCAUCAGCUAAAGACCUGACACCAGCUGAUGCAGUUGUUGAAAAGAAAAUAAAGUUUUGUGUGCUGGAUGAAGAAAGGAAUCUAAAAUUAAAACGGAGCCAUUGCUACUACUACCAAAUCCAGGGACAGCUCCACAUAACACAACAAAAAAAUUGUUGGUUUUUGGUGUGGACUAACAAAGGCAUGUCCAUAGAGAAAAUCGUGAGGGACGACCAGUUUUGGGAAAACAAAAUGGAAAAACCCCUGACUAAUUUUUAUUUCAAAUGUGUAUUGCCAGAGCUGAUCGACCCAAGACACCCUCGGGGACUCCCAAUAAGGGAUAGGUUUUGAAAAGUUUU
This is a messenger RNA of Macrosteles quadrilineatus (aster leafhopper), 527 nucleotides long. RefSeq lists its product as uncharacterized. The transcript is spliced from 3 exons. NCBI's taxonomy places the organism in Eukaryota, Metazoa, Arthropoda, Insecta, Hemiptera, Cicadellidae. The record is from RefSeq and is a predicted model, not a curated record. Bases 1 to 519 code for a protein of 172 amino acids.